This is a messenger RNA of Sinocyclocheilus rhinocerous, 2859 nucleotides long. Its product is annotated as protein Hook homolog 3-like. Lineage: Eukaryota; Metazoa; Chordata; Actinopteri; Cypriniformes; Cyprinidae. The record is from RefSeq and is a predicted model, not a curated record. Gene Ontology annotation, molecular function: microtubule binding; dynein light intermediate chain binding. Gene Ontology annotation, biological process: cytoskeleton-dependent intracellular transport; cytoplasmic microtubule organization. Bases 282 to 2561 code for a protein of 759 amino acids. The transcript has 25 exons. Gene Ontology annotation, cellular component: centrosome; cytoplasm.
AUUGUUUUUUUAUCCGUUUUAAGUCCAUCUUUCAGCAAAGCGGUGAGAUUUUCCGUCAGGCAGUAGGUGUCCGGAUCUGCAGGGUGGCAGCUGAAGGACCCCGUCACCGCCGGUUUGUCCGUCAAAAUCAGCGUCUCGCCGCGAAAACCGACAGGAUUUCACUCGUCGCCGGACACUGAUCGCACCGUGAGCGGCGGAAGCUCCGUUUCACUCGUUUAUUCACCUUCCACCGGAGAUUCGCGCGAUUGAACAGUUCAGUCCGAGUCCGAUCCGAAUCGAAGAUGAGCGCGCUGGAGACUCUGGGUCGAGUCGAGCUGUGUGAGAGUCUCCUGACCUGGAUCCAGACGUUCGCUGUGGAGGCGCCGUGUUCAGCGGUGGACGAGAUGACCAGCGGAGUGGCCAUGGCACAAGUCCUGCAGAAAAUAGAUGGCAUGUAUUUCACUGACGCGUGGAUCAGUCGUAUCAAACCUGAUGUUGGAGACAACUGGAGGUUAAAGAUCAGCAAUUUAAAGAAGAUAUUGAAAGGUAUUCUGGAUUACAACCAUGAGGUGUUGGGGCAGCAGAUCAAUGACUUCACUCUUCCAGACGUCAGUCUCAUCGCAGAGCAUUCAGAUUCAGCUGAACUGGGCCGAAUGUUGCAGCUCAUCCUGGGCUGCGCUGUUAACUGCGAACAGAAGCAAGAGUAUAUCCAGACCAUCAUGAUGAUGGAGGAGUCUGUGCAGCACGUGGUCAUGACAGCCAUCCAGGAGCUGAUGAGUAAAGAGUCGCCCGUGUCCUCCGGAAACGACUCGUACGUCGAUCUGGACCGUCAGCUGAAGAAGACGGUGGAGGAUCUAAACGACGCUUUGGCCACUAAAGAGGAGAUCGCUCAGAGGUGUCACGAGCUGGACAUGCAGGCGUACCUCGUCCAAGAGGAGCGAGAUAGACUGAGGUUAGAGUGUAUUGAUCUAGAAGACAGGGUAAAUGUCUUUCUUUUCUUCUGCUCUAACCCUUCGCUGUUUUUGUGUCCAGAGUUUGCUGUCUGCUUGAUAACAUCCCUAAAUAGUGUGCAGGGAAGCGUUAUUAAGAGCAGUCUUCUGGCUGAGAACCAGGUGCUGAUGGAGCGGCUCAACCAGUCGGACUCCAUCGAGGAUCUGAACAGCCCGGCGGGACGCAGACACCUGCAGCUUCAGACGCAGCUGGAGCAGCUGCAGGAGGAGACCUUCAGCGUAAGUGUAGGACUGUGUGCGUCGAUCCGUCUGAUCUGUGCACAGUAUCCGAUUUGUUAUGCUCACGAGGAGGCACAGUCGCUCAAAGACGAGAUGGACGUGCUGAGGCACUCGUCUGAUAAGGUGUCGAAGCUGGAGGCGCAGGUGGAGGUGUAUAAGAAGAAGCUGGAGGAUCUGGGGGAUCUGAGGCGGCAGGUGAAGCUGCUGGAGGAGAAGAACACCAGCUACAUGCAGAACACAGUGACGCUGGAGGAAGAUCUGCGCAAGGCCAACGCCGCUCGAGGACAGCUGGAGACCUACAAGAGACAGGUGGUGGAGCUUCAGAACAAGCUCUCCGAGGAGUCCAAGAAAGCCGACAAGAUGGAGUUUGAGUAUAAACGAGUCAAGGAGAAAGUCGACUCUCUUCAGAAGGAGAAAGAUCGCUUGAGGACAGAGCGAGACUCUCUGAAGGAGACUAUUGAGGAGCUGAGGUGUGUUAAAGCUCAAGAGUCUCAGCUGACGUCAGGUUUAGUGCCGCUCGGCAGUAACGAGCCCUCUGACUUGCUGUCUGCAGAAAUUGUCACACCAGAGUUUAGGGAGCGUCUGAUUCGCCUGCAGCAUGAGAAUAAGAUGCUGAAACUGGCUCAGGAGGGAUCAGAUAAUGAACAGAUCGCUCUGCUGCAGAGUUUACUGGAGGACGCCAACAGCAGGAAGAACGAGCUGGAGACGGAGAACAGGCUGGUGAAUCAGAGGCUGCUGCAGGGUCAGUCUCAGGUGGAGGAGCUGCAGAAGUCUCUUCAGGAACACGGAUCCAAAGCAGAAGAUACGGUGAUCAUGAAGAGGAAGUGUCAGGAACACCUGGAGAAAUUAAUGGACGCCACUAACGAGCUUCAGAAGAAGAGUGCAGCGAUCGAAGAGCUGGAGAACAAACACUCUUCCAGUGAUCAGAGGAUUGAAGAGCUGGAGGACGCGCUGAAGAAGAAGGAUGAAGAUAUGAAACAGAUGGAGGAGAGAUACAAGAAAUACCUGGAGAAAGCCAAGAGUGUCAUUCGUACUCUGGACCCCAAACAGAAUCAGGGUUCUGCUCCUGAAGUUCAGGCUCUGAAGACCCAGGUGCAUGAGCGCGAGAGGAUGCUGAUCUCACUCCAGAAGGAGUAUGACAAGCUGUCGUCUCAGAAAGACCAGGAGGAGAAACUCAUCGUAUCUGCCUGGUACAACAUGGGCAUGGCUCUGCAGAAGAAGGCGGCUGAGGAGCGUCUGGCCAGCACGGGUUCGGGUCAGUCUUUCUUGGCACGUCAGAGACAGGCCACCAGCUCCCGUCGGACGUAUCCGGGCCACGUGCAGCCCACCGCAGCCAGUGACCUUAAAGCAUGAGCGGCAGGGGGCGUGGCUGCAUGUCAUCAGGGGGCGUGGCUGCAGACAUCAGGGGAGGGGCUGCAUGUCAUCAGGGGGCGUGGCUGCAACAUCAGGGGGCGGGGCUGCAUGACUGCGUGUGAUUUGAGCUCAUGCUGCUGAGUUUAACCCAUCGCUGCACACUAACUAACCCAGAAUGCUAACCGCUUUCCUUCCCAUCAGAAGUGGGCGGGGCCGGCGCCUGUCAAUCAUGCUGUGGGCGUGAGCUCGGAUUACAGAUGGAUGAACUCCUACACGUUCCUCAUGUUUUCAUUUUAGC